AUGUCUGGAAUUCAAGAGGUUUAUCACGUCGUAUCCCAUAGGCCCAUCUAUUUUUGGACAGCCGUAGAUGUCGAUCAAUGGCUGCGAAGGAAAAAACCGAAAUUUGCGCUAAAAUAUGCACAUUUCUUCGUGCGACAUAAUAUAACUGGUGAGUAGUUUAUCUUUCAAGAAUCUUUAGCAUUUUUCAAACCUUUUGAAUUUAAUUCUAGGUCGAGUGCUUGUUGAGAUUUCGAACGACGAUUUGCUUGAAAUCGGCGUGGAUUCAGUUGACGAUCGCCAAGAUUUGCUGCUGGAAAUUAAGAAGGAAAAAUUGUACAGCGAUUUAGACGAGUUCUCCAAACUUCGAAAAGAUGCUUAA
Messenger RNA from Caenorhabditis angaria, 358 nucleotides. The record is from the annotation of a GenBank genome assembly. Lineage: Eukaryota; Metazoa; Nematoda; Chromadorea; Rhabditida; Rhabditidae.